GGGAGAGUGAGGGAGAGAGAGGUGGUUACGUGGAGCGGCACCCCACUUAAUCAGGCAGCAUACGGCAGCCCUGCAGUGCGAUCACACAGUGUGGGAAUGGGGCUAUGAGAUCGAGAGCAAAAGGAAGAAAGAGAGACAUGAGAGUGAGGAGGGGGGGGAGUUAAAAAGAAGAGCUUGAGGGAUUUGCUCGGAUGAGAAGGGGAGAUGAUCUGAGUCUCUUGCCUGUCGUGGACGUGGGAAAGGACGUGGCAGCAGGGGCUGAGGUUGAGGCAGAUCUGCGGUCUCCUGUGUAGAAGUAGCCGGCGUCAGGACGUUAUGCCCUGUGAGCAGUGAGGGGAGCGUGUGUGAGCCGGGAGCAGCUGCUGUGACUGCAUCUGCGCUGCCUGCAUGUCUCAGACAGGCAGGGGAUGCAGCAAACCUCUGCCCUGAGCACAGAGGCUGCUAGCCGUACCCAGCGAGGAGAAGAACCAGGUGGGCUGGGGUGGGAAAAGGGGGCGUCUGCCUUAAGAAAAGGAACUAGCUUAACCUGCACCUGUAGUGAUCCCCCCUGCUUCAGAGUCAAGACGCUCACCUGCCGUCUGCUGGAUCUGAACCUGGAUUUACUGCUCUGAGAGAUGAGAAGCACGCUCACUGGCAGAGCCGCACAGCCAGCAGUCUGCUGAAGAGUGUGGAUGCUGGGAAGCACUGGCACCACCAAGGACACCAAGCCUUUUUCCAGACAGCUUUGAGGAGUUUGAAAUCAGCACACUCUGGAAAUCCUAAGCCAACCAAUUUUUUUUUUUAAUGUAGGAUUUAAAAUAUUUCUACCUGAUCGUACUUCUUGUGGCUCUGGAGUAAAGAGGAAAACAAAAUGAUUUAAGCCAAUGUGUAUUCCUUGAUCAAAAAUAACACCAGUACCUCAACAGUACUUUAGAAUGCUGCUACCUUCCUUGUAUGAGCCGUGUCCUUGCUCUCAAAGAGAUUGACCAAUGAAGCCAUGGGACUCAGCCAGAGCGUUACAAAUGGGGCCUGUGGUAAAGCCCUGGACCAGCCGGUCGGAGAGUGGCUGGAGCACGUGGGGCUGCCGCAGUACGAGAGCAAGUUCCUGCUCAAUGGCUUCGACGACCUACGAUUCAUGGGAAGUAACGUGAUGGAGGACCAGGAUCUCAGAGACGUCGGGAUCACUGACCCAGGACACAGGAAGAAAAUCCUCCAUGCGGCACGCAGCUUCCCCAAGGUGAAAGCACUGGGCUGUGAUGGCAGCACGUCUCUUGUGUCCUGGCUGGACGGCCUCGGCCUGCAUGAAUAUCUGCCCAACUUUCUUUCUAGUGGCUACCGCACACUGGAGUGUGUCAAGAACCUGUGGGAGCUGGAGAUUAUCAAUGUUAUAAAGAUUGGUGCCCUGGGCCACAGGAAGAGGAUCAUCGCCUCUCUAGCAGAGAGACCCUAUGAAGAGGCUCCGUCCAAGUCCCGUCGUCUGUCUCCAAUUAUGUUCCAUGACCUCCUGUCCCAGAACACGUCUCCCCUCAGUCAGUUGGACCCGUACACCAGCCGCUCCAUGGACAUGCUGCUGCCCUUGACUGAGUCGGACCGGAGGAGAAGAGCGGUGGAUCAGGACUGUAGUGUUUCCCUGCGGUCGUACAGCGAGAGGCCGCGCUCUGUAGACAGACAGAGUGAACGACAGAAAGACUCUCGUUUAAACCUCCGGCCUCCGAGCCAGUCUGCUACCUAUGCCACGGUGUCCGCCUGGCAUCACCAGCCUGAGAAGCUCAUCAUGGACUCCUGCGGAUACGAGGCCACCUACCUAGGAUCAAUGAUCAUCAGGGAUCUACGAGGGAUUGAGUCCACACAAGAUGCCUGUGCUAAAAUUAGGAAAUCAAAGGAUUCAAGAAAGGGUCCAGUAGUCAUACUGUCCAUUACCUACAGAGGGGUCAAGUUUAUUGAUGCAGCCACGAAGACUAUAGUGGCGGAACAUGAGAUCAGGAACAUUUCGUGCGCCGCCCAAGAUCCGGAUGACCUCUGCACUUUUGCUUACAUUACCAAGGAUCUGAAGAGUGGACACCACUUCUGUCACGUCUUCAGCACAGUGGAAGUGACACAGACAUAUGAGAUCAUCCUCACCCUUGGGCAGGCGUUUGAGGUGGCCUAUCAGAUGGCAAUGCAGUCGAGGGCGAGACACUACGUCCCGCCUACAUCUCUGCCCUCGGAGGUCAUAGAGACCAAAACCAGCCGCCCUGUGUCUCAGUCGUGGAACAGCAUGCGGAGAUCAGCAGUCCUCCUGCCUCCCAGGGUGCCCCUCCGCUCGAAUGCCGCUGCUGUCACUGUCACACGUGUACUACCCACCGCCCCUCCUUCCUCCCGUUGCACUCUGUUAGCCCCGGAGUCCAGAUGGACCCCCUGGAGAUGGACGCAGACAUGCACUCCAUGGGCAGCACCACCUGGCUCUUGGACCAGCGGGACUCCCACAGGCGCCCCGUCAGCACCAAGUAUGAGACCACCAUAUUCUGAGGCCGGACCCCUGCAGCCGCCCCUCUGCACUCCCUCGUACUUUCUUCUCCCCCCUGCAUCCGGGUCUUUAUUUAACUCUCACACACACUCAUACAUGCAAGCCCCGUGCCUUCUCACUGUGAUGGUAUAGCAUCCCUCAGGGCGCCCUACUCCUGCACCCCCCUCUGCCCCGCCCAGCGACCCACGCCGACCUCUCUUUACCUGCAAUGACAAAACACUCCUGCGGCCCCCCCUCGGUACACCCCCCGGCAGCCUCCCUCCCUAUUGCUGCUGCAGCCGAUGGCGGAGCCCUGGAGCGGAUGAUCCUGGACUGAUCUCAUUUUACAGUGGCCCUGCUCUCUCGACCAAACUGCCUCUUCCUCCUCCUCCUCCUGGCAACUUGCAUCUGCCUCAAAAUCCCCGAUAGCUCCCAGAGGUUGCUUCUUUAUUGUUCUUCUUCUUUCACACCAUUAUUUUUUCUUUAUUGAUUCUCUGCAGGCAAAACAAGCGUUUUCAUAUGAUUUGAUUAGCUUUGUAUCUAGAUUAACAUUGGGUUUGUUAAAUGUACAGAAAUUGUAAACUUGAUAAUAUUGGGUAAGCUAAAAACGUGUGUUAUACCAAAACAGCCAGUGUGUUAAGCUGUUAGAGGAAACAUUUUGUUUUCUUGCAGAGAUAGGAAUAUUGAUACCACUCUCAGGUCUGUACAGUAAAUAUGAAGCUGCAGCCAACAGCCAGCUAACUUAGUGUAUCAUAAAGACUGACAAAGCUAACGUGGCUCUAUCCAAAGGCUGAACAAAUAUCCAAGGUUUUGUACACUUAAGCACAAAACGUAAGACAUUUUCAAAUAUGUCAGCUAUUGUACAAGGACCAUAAUCAAUUAUUUGUUAUCCAUAAACUCACAACAAGUUGAAUAUCAAAGAUAUGCUAAUGUACAGUAUAAAGUAUAACAAAUAUUUAAUAUGGAAGUAUAUUUAUUUAAAAAUCCUGACCUUGACAAUCCAAUUUUCCAUGGGAUUUAAUGACUUCCAAGUUGUAUUGUUAGAUAAGUGACUCUAAACUAUAUACAGUAUAAUACGGCAGUCUUUGAGAACAAAUGGGUUUUACAAGUAACUCACUUUAGAAGCUUUAGAGAUGCUGGCAUGUGGAUUUAUUUUCUAACCAGCUCGAAUUAGAUUCAAUUGCUGCUAACCUUAGCUAGCUGGCUGCUAGCGUUGCUUCAUAUUAACCAUGCAGACGUUUGAGUGGUAUCAAUAUAAUAACUCUAACUUUAACGUGUCAUUUUGAAAUAGCAAAAAACAAACGUUUAUUCUGUAAAAACUAUUUUUGAAAGUUUAUUUUAUCACCUUUAAUUUCAACAUUUCUGAAUUGUUUUUGUGAUUUUGCCUCACAGACAGUUAUUUAUUUUGUUCCUUUCUCCAUCUUUAGCCUGUCCUGUCUCACCAGGCAUCUACCACUGUGAGGCACUAAGAGGAGGCUGCUUUGAUAAGCAUGGGAUGAAAGACGGACAUUUAAAUCAAUGAAAAGACAAAACAGCAACAUGAAGCAAACAACCUGUUGUUUUUCUACGCAUUUGUACAAUACUCACAACACCACCAUGGAUUGGAUUGGUCGUGAACCUAUCAUGGAUGAUGUCUGGACUCAUGUGGACCAAGAACUGAACCCUCGUACACACACACACACACACACACACACACAGGAACUUUCCUACACUUUACCGAGGACAACAGCCUUACGUCAUUUAGGUUAUCUAUAAUCAACUAAAGCCCCCGACCUUGCUGAAUAUCAUCACUACCCAACAACUGCACGCCUCCCCCUGCUUUUAAAAGACUGAAAAGAAGACGCCUCUUCUCAUUUCCUGGUGUGUUUGUUGACUGACCGUCCGAACGACGUUCUUGAUGGUACAGUUUUGUCCAUAUGAGAGUCGUUGCUCUGGCCUUUGACUGCCCUGCAGUCUCUCAGCAUUCAUGGUAGCACCGAGAGACUGUUUUAAUCACAGUAUCUUCUUUGUCAAUUUAAAAAAAAAGAAUAUCACUGUGUUGAAUCGUGGCACUAUCCCUUUUAAUACCAUCUUUUCUUUGGUGCAUUUAUAAAGUGCUUUUUGAUAGACUGGGGUCGAUUGAAAGGAAAGCGUGAUUUAAGGAAGGGAUCACAAAGGAUCCAAUCAUUGAACACACCACCAAAGAAAGUGUACUGACAUUAAAUCUCGCAAUUUUGGUAAUCGCAACCAAAACAACGUCCUCAAACACAUUUUCCCAUUUGUAUUUUAAUGAGCCCGGAGCACAAUUUGGCACAGAUUUCCUAACAUAGCAUCCUAUUAUUAUGAUUACAUGGGUAGCUAUCCGUGCUGUUUCACACCAAUUUUAGAAUUAGCUACAGUACAUGCAAAGUAUGUCACUUGAAGAUAAACGGCAGUGAAAAGAUUUAAUUCCACUACAUAAAAAAAAGAGCCAAAUCCUAAGUGUUGCUCUGUUAAUGCGAAUGGAUUUUUAUGCUGGGAACAUGACACAGUUUUUUGUGUUUAGAAACAAAUGAAUUUCCCUCCUGCACUGUGACUCAAAAUGCUCGUUGUGGAGUUGACGCGUAUCUGUGGGUCCUCCCCUGUUUGCACUUCCUGCUGUAUGCCUGGUUUCUGUCUGUCCUCAUGGGAGUUUGGACUGCUGCUGUUUACAUCCCGUCCACUGUCCUUGUUUCUGUGUGAGGCAUUGAGCUCGUCUCCACUGACUGUUAAGACGGUCUGUGUGCGGUGCCACUCUGUUCUGACUGUUAGCUUCCACUGACGAUGCAUGCUGGCAGUGUUUCUGUGUUCUUGAUGCACUUGGCCUAAGCAGUCUCUGUUUGUACUGUAGCUGUGUCUCGUCUCUCUUCGCUCAUCUCGCCAUUUGCUUUUUAUGUUCCCUCCUCUCGACACCAACACCGCGCGAUUCAUCCCCAUCCCUCCCCAUGUUUCCACUGUCCUCCCAACACUUUGUAUAUUUCUUCCAUUUUCUGUGUCACCAAGACAACCUGCUCUAGUAUGGAUGAAAAAAAAAAGAAGGCAUUACACUUUAAUGAGCAGCAGCUAUUUAAAGCAAGUUUUGGUGGCAUGAUUUUGACUGUGCAUGUACCAGUCUUUUUUAACAUCAAUGUUUUCCUUGUGUAGCUCACCCCAUCGUUCAAGUUUCCGGAUACCAAGCUGUGAGUUGAAGGGGAGCAGCCGAUGUGAGUGUGUGUGUUGUUGUUAGAGGGCAGAGCGGAGGGAAAAGAGGUAGAGGAAAUGAGAGGUAAGCCUAAUGCAACGUGCAGGGCCAAACAGCUACUCUGACAUUUAUAUCUCACUCUGUAUAUCCCCUGCUCCUCCACCGGCCCCAUAUCAACCCCAACACACAGACGAAAGGUAACCCCCCCACCACCGGCUAUACGGGACCCGUGUAUCACUCCUGUCUCGAGUAAUCAGAAAGGGUCAGUCUAUUUCCUGGCCUCCAUGUGGCUUUCUGAUCUCGUCAUGUAGGUACUGUUAUGUUUAGAGCACUGUAGACCACUAAUGAGCAUUUCUAUUGAUUCAGGUCUAUUGGAGAUAGAAACGGUGGGAGUUGUUAAGGAGAAAACAGAAAUGUAACGACGUGUAGAGAAAAAGAAAAAGAAAAAAAACUGUACCAGCAUACAAUGCUUUGCCCAUGUUUGUGGACAGAGUAUGGUUUGUCAAUGAAAAUGUGAUACUGUUUCAAAUUUCAAAGCAAUAUUAUAUUAAUGAAAAAUUAAAUAAUACAAUGACAAAACAAUCCCUAUCAAGUCUGUUGUCAGCUUUGGUUUUGCAUUAUGGCUCAAAAAGUCAAUCACAGAAGGAAACAUAACACCGUCUGUUUGAAAGGUAAAGUGACAAACCUGUUGGGUAAUAUUUAACAAUUAUACUUUCAGUGUUUCCCCUGAAGUAGAACAUUUAAUGUAUAAUGUCAACAAACAAUCAGUCUUGAUGUGUGCCUACCAUGGUUUGGAUUACACAUUGAGAAACUGAAACGUUGACUUUAAUUAAAGAUGUUGUGUCAACAGAUUUCCCACAACUGUAUUAAGUUAGUUGAAAGCAAUAACAUUAAGUUUGACGAAAAAACAUUAAUAUUAUUGUCAAGUCACAGAGCUAAGCUUUUGAUUUGUGUUUUUAAAAAAAUAUUCUGCUGUGUUGAUGACAUUUUCAGAAUCCUCAAAUCUCAUUUAAACCUACAGUAACUUUCUAUACAUGUAAAUGACUAUACAUGUGUUGAAUAUGUUCUUGAGUUGUCAACUAACACAAUCUUAAAUGUCACCAAUUAUUUUUCCAAACCUUGAGAAAUCCCUUAUUUUAUUCAACGUAACAGUCCAUUUCAUUGAGUCUCCUGUACUCACAACGUGUGCUUGUUCAGCGUAUAUAACAUUGUGUUUCUCCACUAAAAGUCAUAUAUUGUCUUUUCAAACUAUUUAAAGCCACAUUUUUACGAUGCAUUGUUGAAGAAACACUGAUUUUCAUCAUCUAAAACUGCUCAACAUAAAAUGACCAGGUGUUCAAGAGAGUGCCAUGUAGUGCUGUUUAAGCUCUGAGUUUGUCUGCUUUUGUGUUAGCUCUGUCGUUUUAAGUGUAUCCAGUCAUUGUUUUCCCAGGAUAUUGUUUAAAACAUGAAUUGAGGGAAAAACGGUGAUUUCUUAAAUAAUGUAUUAAUUAUAUUUUUCAUUUGUAUGGUGGAUUGAAUCGUGGCUGCCGAAGAAUGGAAAAUAUUUGUACAAAUAGGAGCCUGUUUAGUACACCACCUUCCACCUAUAGCACCUACUGAAGGGGAAAACACUGAGUAUAGUUUUUGGUUAGUAACUAAAGGUGUAAAAAACAUAAAUUCAGGAAAAAGUACUCACCGUCAUAAAAAUCUGUCUUCAUUAAGAUAAGAAGAGAACCCAGCUACAUAUUAAAAGUAUUAUUUACAAACUCUAAGCAUCAUCUUUGGUACUUGAUGCCUUUCCUGAGGCAUGAAGUAAACCAACAGAUAUGGUUUUCAGUUAGUUGACCUUUUCCAAAACAUUUCUAAAGCACUCUCGUGUUAUGACUUUUUUCAGUAACGCACUGAAACUACUUGCUACUCUUGUCCAGGUUAAAAACUGUAACUCAUUAUGUUUCAUUCAACUGUUUUCUUAAUGUUUUGUGCAUUUAAAUGUGUGUUUGAGAUGCAUCAAUGCAAUAAUAGUUAAGAUCAA
This is a messenger RNA of Gymnodraco acuticeps, 7656 nucleotides long. RefSeq names its product ankyrin repeat and sterile alpha motif domain containing 1Ab (gene anks1ab). The transcript has 13 exons. The coding region runs from base 977 to 2617 and encodes 546 amino acids. Gene Ontology annotation, molecular function: protein binding. The record is from RefSeq and is a predicted model, not a curated record. Lineage: Eukaryota; Metazoa; Chordata; Actinopteri; Perciformes; Bathydraconidae. Gene Ontology annotation, cellular component: cytosol.